Bactrocera oleae (olive fruit fly) is the source of this 2924-nucleotide messenger RNA. Its product is annotated as protein regulator of cytokinesis 1. Gene Ontology annotation, molecular function: microtubule binding. NCBI's taxonomy places the organism in Eukaryota, Metazoa, Arthropoda, Insecta, Diptera, Tephritidae. Gene Ontology annotation, biological process: microtubule cytoskeleton organization; mitotic spindle midzone assembly. The record is from RefSeq and is a predicted model, not a curated record. Gene Ontology annotation, cellular component: mitotic spindle midzone; spindle; cytoplasm.
AAUGCAAGUUUUGUGAACUGUUUUCCCCACGCAUUUAUAACAAUCAAACUAGCUAUAGGUAAGCUAACCACAACUUGGUGAAAAUGGUUCUGUCAGUUAUGCUACCAGUGGUUAAGGAGAGUAUUAACCGGCUAUUGAGAAAACGGUCCUUAGUAUGUUCUUUUGGACUUUUCUUUUAUAAGGCGCUCAGUGAGUUUUCACAUCUAAGACACUUACUUAUCACUUUCACAUACCAAAACCUCAUAUCUCGUUAUAAUAACAUUCAUACUCAAUAUGACAACAUCAACAAAAAAAUUGUAUGUACCUAUUGGCUUGCAAAUAUAUGGAAAUCAGUUUCAGAAAGUUUUAAGUGUGAAUGUACAUUAGCUUAAUGGUUGAUACAAUAAAAUCUAAAUACAACGCUGUUUACUAUCGGAAUGUGUAUCGAUACUUUUAGUGACAUCAACAUGUUUGAAAUCAAAUUUACAACUGAAAAGUAAUAAAACGCGGUGAAUAUUUGAAGUUGUAAAUUUUUGUGUGUGCAAUAAGUUUGUGGAAAUAAAAGCAGUUAUUAAAUUUUAUACACAAAGAAGUAACGGGAGAAAAUCUGUAAAAUGGCUGACUUUGAAGGGGAGAAUCUGGAGCUGCAAAGGGUAAUGGCAGAAAAUGUUAACGAUCUUGCUUCAAUAUGGACGGAAAUGUUUGAUGAAGAAAUGUGUUUAUAUAAUUUUAAAAAACUAAAGGAACAUGUGAAAACAUUUUUUACGGAAUUGAUAGAAGAGUCCUUGCAAAGAAAGGGACUUAUAGAAAAUGAAAUAGAAGAGUUACACAAAGAAGCAGAUAUGCUUUGUCGUUUAUUGAAAACAGAUGUAGAUUUCCCAAGAAUUGAUGAAAAAAAUGUACCGUUGUUGGUUCUACAGUCAAAAAUGGAUAAAAGUUUAACUGAAUUGCGAGAUCAAUUACGGCGGCGCCGUGAUGAAAUUUGCGAGCUUUUACUUGAGCAAGAAGGUCUAUGUGAAGAGUUGGGCGAAGCUCCUCGUCCUCUUUUGGCUGAUCCUUUACCUUCAGAAGAAGAAAUUUUGGAAUUUCGUACUCACUUAGACCAACUAAAGAUGGAGCGUAUGGAACGCUUGAAUGAGAUGUCUGUAUUACGCCGGGAGAUAAAAAAUUACUUAAAUAUAUUGGAGACACAAGUUAAUACAGACACGGAAGACAGACUAUUAAAUCACAGACAAAUUAAACUCAAUGAAGAGACUUUUAAAGCGCUCAGGCGUAUGCAAGAAUUAUACGGGACGCGUGUAAAAAUCUUGUCAGAGCGUAUAGAUAGUAUGCGUAAUAAAUUAGAGUCCCUUUGGGGGCGCUUGAAAACAUCGCCAAAUACUCGAAAUAAAUUUAAACGUAAUACAGAAUAUAACCAGCGAACAUAUAAUGUACUUAAAGACGAACUGCAACGAUGCGAAUCUUUACAAAGUCAAAAUAUAAAAGAAUGCCUCCAACAAAUCCGUGCCGAGAUUGUUGAAUGGUGGGAUAAAACUCUUAAAUCGGAAACGGAGAGGAAUCGUUUUUCUAACUUUCACAAUAAUUGCUAUACAGAGGAUCUAUUAGUAUUACAUGAAAUUGAGUUGGAGGAUAUAAAACGAUUCUACGAUAAUAAUCAUCAGAUAUUUGAACUUUACGAUAAUAGGAGAUUGUUAUGGGAUCGAAUGAUUGCGCUCGAAGCUAAAGCUUCAGAUCCAGGCCGGUAUAACAACCGUGGGGGCCAAUUACUUAAAGAAGAAAAGGAACGCAAAACAAUCGCUACUAAAUUGCCGAAAAUUGAGCAACAAAUUCGAGAGUUAGUUGUUGCUUUCGAAGAAAAAGAGCAUCAGGAGUUUCGUGUUUAUGGCGAAAAUAUUUUAGAGUUAAUGGAAAAAGAAUGGGAGAUGAAACGUCAAGAAAAGGAGAAAAUUAGCAGUGCACGUAAAAAUGCUCAAACGCCUCACCCAGUUACUGGUCGUACACCUAUGUCAGCAAAAAACGGUUCAAUGAUUUCAAUGCGUAAAGCCCCCUCUAAUACUAACUUAUCAGCACUUCCGUCUGCCUCUGCCAAUUCAGCGAGAAAACGGAAACUGCUUCAAAAUGAAAGAAAUACUCCGUUGCCUAAACGAAGUUUAGUUUUUCCGCCUAACAGUCCUAGCGUUUUUUCAAAACCAAUGACGAACGCUCGUAAUACAGGCUUAUCUUCUGCUGGAGUUAAGUUAUCAACAAAGUCGUUUAAAUCGCCUCUAAAGAAAUCGCGAGUUAUUGCAACCACGAUACGUCGUAGAUCGGGCCGUCAAAGUUCUGGAAACAAAAAGCGAUCUUCCUUGAGUAAGACCGUAAAGAAAAAUACAGUUGCUACACCAAAAAUUCUUAUCAAUGAUGGCUCAGAUUGGAACACUGAUACAGAUGAUGCAUAUGAUUCCUUCCAAAAAAGCAUUGAUCCCGAUUCACGUUCUUCUAUAAUACACACGGCUUUUUCACGCGUUGCAGCCUCAUCGACUAUUUCGACUCGGUCCAAACGAAUUCAUCCUAGUGAUAGCUGUGUUGUACACUUGCCUAAUCCCCGCGCUGGGUUCCAUCAUCCACUCACACCGUCCAAAAUGUCGCCUGCAGCAAGCAGCCGAAAACUUACCACGAAAAAUUUACCUAUUAUAAUUUGAAAUAUUUGCCGUUAAUGAUUUAAGUUUCUUAUAUAUAAUUUGUAAUUACUGAUGUUAGAUUCUUUGACCUUUUUGUAUUUUUUUUUUUUUUUUUUAUAAUUAAGAUUUUUUCUAAUGUUUUUGAAACUUGGACGCUUGUUAUUGUAAUGAGGUUUUUAUCAUAGGGCUUUUGGUGAUUGGACAAAAAAGGGGCUACUCAAUAAAAAUUUUUUUUUAAAUUUCGAAAUAACUAAAGUUUUCGCAAUAAAUGUUUUAUGCAUUGAA